Molecule: messenger RNA, 1345 nt
Organism: Aspergillus welwitschiae
Lineage: Eukaryota; Fungi; Ascomycota; Eurotiomycetes; Eurotiales; Aspergillaceae
Product: hydroxyisourate hydrolase
Exons: 2
Coding region: 621-1214 (197 amino acids)
Biological process (GO): purine nucleobase metabolic process
Molecular function (GO): hydroxyisourate hydrolase activity
Source: RefSeq, a predicted model, not a curated record
AUAUGAAUCUGAACAAGUCAGGCUGUUCUUUGUCCACCCUAAAAGGUUAAGUCGCUAAUUCACAGACUCACUUGUGAGACUGUUCGAUUUGCGACCAGCGCCCAUUCCUACUAAUCGAACUCAGACAGUUAUCGGGCCUUCAAGCUAGCUUCAGUCUGUGUUUACGUGCAUUGAAGAGCAAGGAUAUAAUGAGACACCUCCACUCAAAAAGAAUUUGGCUUGUUCCCGCAUGAUAAAAGCCGGUCUUGCGUUACAGAAGUCUAGGUUAGUCAGAUCGGCGGGCACCACGAACCCCAAUCGCUACUACUUGGUAUCGUAGCAUCCCAAGACGGGGUUGCACACACUCAUGUCAAAAUUGAUCGGCUUGUGGGUUUGCAACUCUUAAGUUUCAGGGGCACUAGACAGAUUCGAGCUGCUGUGGUGCUACGAGCUUUGGGACCACCCCCGAAUUACCCCACCGAUGGUAUACUCCGGCAUCCCAAGGUAGCUCUGUCGGUGCUCUCCGAUGCAUGAGAAGCGGAGAUAGAAAAAGCCCCUCGCACGCUGAACACGCUCGAGACAAUUUCUACUUUUCUCUCAAUACCUGAAAUAAUCUCCCAUCAUCCACUUACUCUCUCUUGAUGGACCCUAGAUCGGAGAUCAAGCCGUCAAGUGGUCAACUGGAUAAAAUCACAGACCGUCUUAGCCUCUACUGCAACCAACUCUCCCAAUCCCCGAUCCACUCUACAGCACAACCCUUCCACAACUACAACCCAGCAUCGACCCUCAACCGAAAUACCACCGCAAUGUCUCGCGACCCCAUAACCUGUCACGUCUUGAACACCCUAACGGGUACUCCCGCGGCGAACCUCCCAGUGACACUGACCCUCCUAUCUGGGCCCUCCAGCAGUAGCCAGAGUCCCAUCAGUUUCCGCGCGACGACUGACGCAGACGGACGAGUCAAAAACUGGGAGCCCACCGCAACUUCAUCGUCAGCUUCAUCGGUCCCCGCUAUUCUUUCUGCACUCCCAACCGCCGAUAGCAAGACAAAUUGGUCCGUUCGAUUUGAAGUCGGUCCAUGGUACGAGGCACAAGGAGUUGAGAGUUUCUGGCCCGAGGUCGAGGUGAAGUUUACGGUCAAGGGACGGGGCCGGGAGGGAGAAGAAGGAUGGCGGCAUUAUCACGUUCCCGUGCUGUUGGGACCCUGGAACUAUUCGACGUAUCGCGGCUCAUGACGAAAGGAUGUCUCAAUUUAGUUCAUGUAGACAAGGGGGCGAGGGGAGAUUGUUGUACGGAUAGGAUAGGAUAGGACCUUAAUCUUAUCGCUGCUGGCUAUUAUUAAAUUUACUUUAGUUAACUAUUUUAU